Clupea harengus (Atlantic herring) is the source of this 1131-nucleotide messenger RNA. Its product is annotated as protein bicaudal C homolog 1-like. Gene Ontology annotation, molecular function: protein binding; RNA binding. The transcript has 6 exons. Lineage: Eukaryota; Metazoa; Chordata; Actinopteri; Clupeiformes; Clupeidae. The record is from RefSeq and is a predicted model, not a curated record. Gene Ontology annotation, cellular component: cytoplasm. The annotation marks the transcript as partial.
AACGGAUAAAACAACAGAUGUAAAACUAUUGUGUGAAUGUCUUUUAGUUUGUAAAGUGGUUAUGCGGUUGACUGUAAUUGCUGAAUGAGAUGGUUGAUUGAUAAACUAAAUGACUUUUAAUGUUUCCUGGAGCGUUUUGUCUCAUUCCGUCUCAUUCCAACGCCCCCGUUAUAACACUGGGUGGGAAGGGUAGAGAACUAUGCAGCUGUUCCUCUUACUCAUUUUUACUUUUUUUUCUGUUUCUUUUUUCUUCUAGAUCCUCACAUCAAGGUCUGUGGAAAGAGAGACAGUGUGAAAGAAGCCAAAGAGAGAAUCAUGUCGGUGCUCGACACCAAGAGUAACCGGGUUACCCUGAAGAUGGACGUGUCCCACACUGAGCACUCUCAUGUCAUCGGAAAGGGUGGCAACAACAUCAAGAAGGUGAUGGAGGAGACGGGUUGCCACAUUCACUUCCCCGACUCCAACCGCAACAACCAGGCCGAGAAGAGCAACCAGGUGUCUAUAGCAGGCCAGCCGGCAGGAGUGGAGGCUGCCAGGGCCAAAAUAAGGGAGCUGCUGCCUCUGGUGCUGAUGUUUGAGUUACCUGCGUUGGUCCAGGCCGACCCCAGCUCCCCCACCCUGCAGCACCUGUGUCAGACCUACAGCUUCACCGUCUCCUUCAAGCCUCCGUCGCGCCUCUACGGGGCCACCGGGGUGGUGCGCGGAUCCCAGAACAACGCCUCUGCUGUGCAGAGAGGCAUGGCCCUGCUCCUGGAGCACCUGGCGGGCUCGCUGGCGAGCGCGGUGGCGGUGAGCACCCAGCUGGACAUCGCACCCCAGCACCACCUCUUCAUGAUGGGCCGCCACAGCAGCAACGUCAAGCACAUCAGCCAGCGCACCGGCGCCCAGAUCCACUUCCCGGACCCCAGCACGCCGCACACGCACCGCAAGUCCACCGUCUACAUCCAGGGCUCCGUCGACGCCGUUUGCCUCGCCAGGCAGCACCUCAUGGGUUGUCUGCCGCUGGUGUUGAUUUUUGAUGUGAAGGAGGACGUGGAGCCGCAGUGUGUCAGUGCCCUCAUGGAACAGUUGGACGUCUUCAUCAGCAUCAAACCCAAACCCAGACAACCAAGCAAGGUAAUACACACGCAC